AUGAACUUUCAAAAAAAUAGUAGUCAUAUUGUUAUUAAAUUCCAUGAAAAAACUAAACAUGGAAAAGAAAGCAUUGAUGUUAUACCAAUUUCAUGGACGUUUCAAAAAAAGGGUAAAUUGUAUUGUAAAUAUCCAUCUAAAAAAGAGUACGAUAAAUUAGAUAAAAUGAGUAAGGAAUCAGCCGUACCUGAAGACUGUUGGAAAAUGUUUGAAAUCACUAAGGUCAAAGAAGCUAGAAGUUAUGAUCAAGGAUUACGUAGGAUGAUUAGGGCAUGUUCUGAUACAGUAAUUCAUAGCAGUAAUGUAGAAGAAAGAAAUAGCUCAGAAGAAGAAAUUGGUCCUCUUCAAUUAAGUGGUUCUACAUUAAAAAAAUCUUUGGAUACAAUAUGUGAAUUGAAUGAAAAUAGUAUUUUUCAUAUGAAUACAGUCGACCAAAAAAAUGAUGGACACAUACAAAAUAAUAACACAGAUGUUGUCAAUAUUAGUAGUAGUAUAGUAUUAGCAUCGUCGUCAUCAUCAUCGUCAUGCUUACUGAGAAAACAGUCUUCAGACAAAAUUGAAAAACAAAUUGUUGACAGCAGUGAAGACACAGAUUCAUCUACUAAAUCAUUUAUGCCACGUAAAAGGAAGAGAAAGAUACUACUAAGUAGGGUCAAAAAUGACAAACAAAUUGUUGACAGCAGUGAAGACACAGAUUCAUCUACUAAAUCAUUUAUGUCACGUAAAAGGAAGAAAAAGAUACUAACAAAACUGCAGUCAUCAAAGUAUUCUGUGAUAGAAGACGAAGCGAAUCUAAACAACAUUGACCUCACAGUUGUCAAUAACAAAGAAAAACUAAUUCCAGAAAAAAUCAACAAAAUAGAAAGAUGA
This is a messenger RNA of Myzus persicae (green peach aphid), 870 nucleotides long. RefSeq lists its product as uncharacterized. Lineage: Eukaryota; Metazoa; Arthropoda; Insecta; Hemiptera; Aphididae. The record is from RefSeq and is a predicted model, not a curated record. Bases 1 to 870 code for a protein of 289 amino acids. The transcript has 7 exons.